Molecule: messenger RNA, 615 nt
Organism: Centropristis striata (black sea bass)
Lineage: Eukaryota; Metazoa; Chordata; Actinopteri; Perciformes; Serranidae
Gene: lim2.5
Product: lens intrinsic membrane protein 2.5
Exons: 4
Coding region: 1-525 (174 amino acids)
Cellular component (GO): plasma membrane
Molecular function (GO): structural constituent of eye lens
Source: RefSeq, a predicted model, not a curated record
AUGAUGCACAGCUUCAUGGGAGGGGGCCUAUUUUGUGCCAUCGUGGGGAACAUCCUGCUGGUGGUCUCCACGGCCACAGACUACUGGAUGCAGUACCGUCUGUCCGGCAGCUUCGCCCACCAGGGCCUGUGGAGGUACUGCAUGUCCGGCAAGUGUUACAUGCAGACUGACAGCAUCGCCUACUGGAAUGCCACUCGUGCUUUCAUGAUCCUCUCUGCCAUGUCGUGCUUUGCUGGCAUCAUCGCAGGAAUCCUCUCCUUUGCCCACUUCUCGGCCUUUGAGAGGUUCAACCGCUCAUUUGCUGCUGGGAUCAUGUUCUUUGUUUCGACUCUCUUUGUUCUGCUUGCAAUGGCCAUUUACACUGGAGUGACUGUGAACUUCCUGGGAAAGCGUUUUGGUGACUGGCGCUUCUCUUGGUCCUACAUACUAGGCUGGGUGGCACUGCUCAUGACCUUCUUUGCAGGUAUAUUCUACAUGUGUGCCUACAGAAUGCACGAGUGCAGAAGAGUUGCCUGCCCACGUUAAAGUAAACAGGAAAUAACGUUGUCAAGGGUGCAAAGAAUAUCAAUCUCUACUCAGAAAUUGAGAAUUUACUGUAAAAUAAUAAAAUUUGGA